AUGUCGGGUGGAGCAGGUUCGGAUUGUCCAUCUUCAAGUACGAAUAAUUUGUGUUCGAAGAUUGAGAGAACAUCGAACGCGAGUGAUUUGACUCGUAUCAGGCACGCUCGUCGUCCAAGAGCGCGUUAUGAAGAAAAUGAGCGAACUAGGCUUCCAACUUCAAAACCAUUUUCUCUAGCGUCUCUUCAGAUAGAGAUUUUGUCUGAUGUCGUGUCUGAUCAAAAAUUGAUCUCUAUUAUGGAAGGAAAAGUACCACGUGCGGAAGUCAGUUAUGACGAUUUACUCAGGAAAGCUGUUUCACUUGUGCAUGAAAAAAAUGCAAAAAAUGAUGAAAUUGCAAGUCUUCGCUCACGAAAUGAAUCGCUUUUGCAGCUUAAUCAAACGAUUCGUGAAAAAAGUGUUAGGCUGCAUGCUAAAGCUGAACAAGAAGAAGAAUUUAUAUCAAAUAUGUUACUAAAACGCAUCCAAAAGCUUAAGAAUGAUAAGGAAGCACUGGCACUUAAAUAUGAGCAGGAAGAAGAAUUUCUGACCAACGAUCUUUCUCGAAAACUUUCUCAGUUGCAAAAUGAACGCGAUGAAUUGGCUGGACAAAUUGAAGCUGAACAAAGUUGGGUAGUCGAUACUCUUCUUGUGAAAAUACGAAAACUUGAAGCUGAAAUAAGUGCCAACCAUACUGCUUUGGAACAGUUACGUCGAGAAAAAGUUGAUUUGGAAAAUGCUCUUGAACAUGAACAAGAAUCACUUUUCAAUACUCUCGGAAAGCGGAUGGAUCAAUUAGAAGCAGAAAAAAGAAGAAUGCAAGCACGUCUCGAACAAUCAAGCCUUUCAGAAGAUCAUAGUUCAUAUUCAAGUGGAAAUGAUAAUUCAAUUGCUCAUGAUGAGUAUUUCAGUGAUGGUACUGAACGGCGUUCAACACGCGCUGAAACAGAAGCCCGUAAAUUGCGUGAAGAAUGUACUCGUCAGCGAAGUGUCAUCGCAAAUCUUAAAGCAACUAUUGGCAAUUUGCAAAAACAAUUAACAGACCAAGAGACAAAAUUUGUUGGCGAAUUGCUGUCAAUUCGAGGAAAAUCGGCGGAAAUGCGUGCAGAUAAUCGACGUGCAUGUUCAGCAUUAGAAGCAGAUUUAACACGGAGCCUUGAAUCGUGCCGGGCAUUGGUGGCAUCUGAAACGGUAAGGAAUACCGAAGAAGAUAAGCAUAUGACUGCGCUUAUUAAUCGAAUGUCAGUACCUAAGAGCAUAACACCAACUCCUACUUCAGCUGCAGUUAGCCCAAGUAUGUCAUCAAAUGUUGAAAUAGAAUCAACCGGAUGGUCGGAAGAAAGACCCAUAUCUGCUCGAUCGGAUUUACAAGUUGAUAAAAUGGAAGAAGGUUCUGAUGCUGCAGACACUGAUAUGGAUGCCCAAAUGGAUUCCAGUUAUUUUAGUGAAAAUCUCCAAAUUGGGAGCGAACGUUCUGUCGAAGGUAGUAUAAAAAACAGCGGCGCAUAUCAAAGCCCAUUUUCUUCCUUAUCAAAUGAAGAUUCGAAUGAAUCCACAGAAUACGCUAUGCCUGGUGCUGGUCAGUUUGCGCGACCUGCAUUGCCUCAUACUCGUUCUCCUAUUUCUAGAAAGGAAUUCUGA
Dracunculus medinensis (Guinea worm) is the source of this 1620-nucleotide messenger RNA. Lineage: Eukaryota; Metazoa; Nematoda; Chromadorea; Rhabditida; Dracunculidae. The record is from the annotation of a GenBank genome assembly.